Molecule: messenger RNA, 2952 nt
Organism: Pelodiscus sinensis (Chinese soft-shelled turtle)
Lineage: Eukaryota; Metazoa; Chordata; Testudines; Trionychidae
Gene: ZBTB26
Product: zinc finger and BTB domain containing 26
Biological process (GO): regulation of transcription by RNA polymerase II
Molecular function (GO): protein binding; DNA-binding transcription factor activity, RNA polymerase II-specific; RNA polymerase II cis-regulatory region sequence-specific DNA binding
Source: RefSeq, a predicted model, not a curated record
UUACUUGAAGGAUGUGCUGGAAAUCUUAACGUAUAUUUGUGGGAUACUGUUCCUGGAAUAUCAUUCUUGUUAAUAAUUAGAAACUUUUUAUUCAAGCAUUAGUAGACACCUACAAGUAAUUACAGUUCAGAAAGUAGUGGAUUUGAUACAGUAAAACCACUCUCAUGAGCAAAACCAAGUUAUCCCAGUAAAAGCACACAUGGAUAGUAUAGUUGCAUCUCCAUCAGUGAUGACUUCUCGAAAAGCUGUGCUGAUCAGGGAUCCACACCUCUUCGCACUCUUGUCUGAUAUGAUUGUGCCUGCAGGAGUCAGUAGCAUAUAUCUGGACUUAUCUUUAUGAGAACUGUUCAAAACCAAAUAAUUGUUAGUGUAUGGGGGUUGAAGGGAGGGCAGAACGAAGGAUCAUCUGGAGAAUAUCUUUAAAAAAGGAGCAAGUUUCCCAGGUGAGUAGGUGUUCCAAAGGAGCAGAUCAGAAACAGUCUGCAGUUCAUAAGUAUACAGGCAGAAAAUGGAGUAGCUUGUAUAAAUAGAAAAGACAGCGUGAAAAGUAGUUGCUUGAUCAAAUUAGAAGGCACACUGAGGACUCUUACGUUUCUGAAAUUUGACUUGGUGAUUGGACAAAUCUAGUGUUACAGAUAUCUGAAAGUGCCUUUCAGAGCCUCCAUAUUGUAAAUGACAAGUAUGUGAAGGUAUGGUCACUUCCAUUGUGACUACAUCUGAUCUAAAAAAUAAACGUCAGUACUAGAGUUCUGUGCAUUUUAGAUGCAACACAGCCUGCAUUUUAUUUAGGAAUACCACAAGAUAAGCAGAUGGUUUGACAGUGGAAGAAUUCAUUUGUUUGUUUCAUACACCAUAUUUUUUCUGCUAAGUACAUGAAUGUUAAUAAGCUUGUUUUAAUAUGACACUGUCCUCUCUGACAGGUGCUUCAGUAUAGCAAUAAAAGAUCAAGUUCCCUGUGAAAAGUUGCUCAUGCUUUAAAGCAAAACAAUUGCUAAACAUUAAAGGGAUGCUGAUGAAUCAGACUGGGCCAAAAAUUUAGUUUUUGUUAAUAUGAAAGGACGCUUUUAUAGAAGUUUAAACAGGUCUGCCAAAAUGUCCGAAAGAUCAGAUAUCCUUCACUUCAAGUUUGACAAUUAUGGAGAUUCAAUGUUACAAAAAAUGAACAAACUGAGAGAAGAAAAUAAGUUUUGUGAUGUUGUAGUUCACAUAGACAAUGUUGAGGUUCAUGGACAUAAAAUUGUGUUUGCUGCAGGCUCCCCCUUUUUAAGGGAUCAGUUUUUGUUGAAUGACUCCAGAGAGGUUAAAAUCUCCAUUCUGCAGAGUUCAGAAGUGGGAAGGCAGUUGCUUUUGUCCUGUUACAGUGGCAUUCUGGAAUUUCCUGAGCUGGAGCUGGUAAAUUAUUUGACUGCUGCAAGCUUUCUUCAGAUGAGCCACAUUGUGGAACGAUGUACACAGGCUCUCUGGAAGUUUAUAAAACCUAAGAAGCCAUUGGAGAGCAAGGAGGAUUGUGAACAGCAAAGUGAUUCUUCUGACUUGAAAGAACACCAAGGAGAUGAGGAUUCUCUGCAGCAGGAUUCACUAUGUAUUCAAACCUCAGAAGACAGUAUGGACAUGGAAGAUAGUGACAUUCAGAUUGUGAAGGUGGAGUCUAUUGGGGAGGUGUCUGAGGUGAGGAAUAAAAAAGAUCAAACCCAGUUUAUUUCUUCUGAACAAACUGCUUUACAUUCAUCAGAGCCUCAGCACUUUUUAAUCAAUUCCACUGUGGAAAACAGAACGAGCGAAAUAGAACAAAGUCAUCUUCACAACUAUGCCCUUUCUUAUGCUGGCAGUGACAACUUCAUCAUGGCCUCUAAAGACAUGUUUGGUCCUAACAACAGAGGUAUAGACAAAGGUCUCCAAUGGCACCACCAGUGUCCCAAAUGUACUAGAGUAUUCCGGCAUCUGGAAAACUAUGCUAAUCAUUUAAAAAUGCAUAAACUGUUCAUGUGUCUGCUGUGUGGUAAGACGUUCACUCAGAAAGGCAAUCUCCACCGACACAUGAGAGUACAUGCAGGGAUCAAACCUUUUCAGUGUAAGAUCUGUGGGAAAACCUUCUCUCAGAAAUGUUCUUUACAGGACCAUCUCAAUUUACACAGUGGAGACAAGCCUCAUAAAUGUAACUAUUGUGACAUGGUCUUUGCACAUAAACCUGUUCUGAGGAAACACCUUAAACAGCUGCAUGGCAAAAAUAGUUUUGACAAUGCCAAUGAAAGAAAUGUUCAAGAUAUAACUGUAGACUUUGAUUCUUUCAGUUCUAGCACUGCCACCGACAGUAAGGUCUGUCAACAGGCUGAUGCAAGCCAGAUACUGGAUGCGGGGAAAUUGGCUCAAGCUGUGCUCAAUUUAAGGAGUGAUAGCACCUGUAUCAAUUAAAAACAUUCAUUCAAGCAGCCCUUUAUAGGCCUCAUGAAGCAAGGAACAAAAGUUUGGAUUUGGGCCUGUCACCAAGGCAGAUGGUAUGACAUAAAAGGUGUGCAGGUGGAUGAUUGAAUUACAAAACCUAGCAAGUUGUCAGCCUUCAUUCUAGUCUUGUUAUUUUUUGUGAGUAGCAAACUAGAAUGCAGGUUCCUGUGUGUGUCCCUAUUGGUGAGCAUGGGGUUAUAUUCUGGAUUUGUAACUUUGGAUCACUUAAUCUGAUUUGAAGAUUUGGGUCUGUUAUCUUUUUGAAGGAUUCUUGCUGUGAGUAGUCACCAAUUAAACUGUGCUGUGAAGGGCUGCUGUAUGUAUGGGAAGAUGGAAGAAAUAGCAGAGAGGAUAAGCCUAUGAGAUAAAACCUGACUUUUUUUCCAAAAAGCACUGGAUACCUGAGUUAUGUAGUUCAACUGCUAAUUUGUUUGUCUGUUAAAUCUUCAGUUAUUUGCCUUCCAGUCAUACCCAAAUCCCUAAAGUUAAAAUUAAAUACUUUUUUCCAUG